Marchantia polymorpha subsp. ruderalis is the source of this 704-nucleotide messenger RNA. The record is from the annotation of a GenBank genome assembly. NCBI's taxonomy places the organism in Eukaryota, Viridiplantae, Streptophyta, Marchantiopsida, Marchantiales, Marchantiaceae.
GACAUGAUGCAUGGUGAUGGCCGCCGGGACGUGGGGGGACGGACUCCCCUCCUCGCCCUUCUCGCCCUUCCCUGCCGGGCGGAUAUUUCCCUAGGGCUUUAGUUCGACCUCAGGUUCUCGAGCCCUCUUCAAUUCCCUUCUCUGUCGAUUUUCUGCGAUGGUCGAUAAAAAGCACUACAAACGCGCAAGAGCUGAUGCAUAUUUUAAUGAAGACAAGAGGUCAGCUCGCGCCCUUGUUCGAUCAAAGGGAGACAACAUCUCAACCAGUCAAUGGCAAGCACGAAAGAUUGAAUCAAUAUGGUCGUCAUCGAAAUUUAUGGUGACUCACGAUUUUUGUACGACAGACGAUACAGGGGCCUAGGUGAUGGGUGAGCGCACUUAUAAAGUAGUUGUAGCCGAGCCAAGUGUCUGGAUGUUUUGUGUCUGGCAGCGACAGAGAUGGCGAAAAAACUCGGGAUAAGAGUGUUUCCGAGCAUCGCGCAUGAUUUAACCAUGUGACCUGCGCCGAAUACACAUUAAAACCUGCACUGGAGUAACUUGGACUAUGAAGGUCUAACUGUGUGCCCCCUUUUCUCAUCCUCACUUUAUUCUGAGUCAGUAUGCGCCCCCGGAUAUGAAUCAACAUCUGACAGAUGACGAGUAUAAUGUACCACAAACGGGUAAUGGAUGGAAGCAAUUCUUAUCUAUAAAGCUCGUGAAAUUCG